CUUCACCAGGCGCUAUAACGUUUUGAAGGUCGCUGAUCAUGUGUGUUUGAAAUGGAUUUUAGUAAUUUGCACUGCUUUGUGGGCAAGGGUAUGAUUUCUACUGCAUCCUCUGCCACCAUAAAUACAAAUACCAGUGAACGAGAUUGUAAAAUUGGUCAGCUGCAAUAUCAGCAACAACAGUUGCUCCGUCAAAGUACUCCUUACAAUUUCAGUUCUUGGGAUUGGAAUGCUGUGAAUAUCAUGAAUAAUAAUAAUAAUAAUAAUAAUAAUAAUAAUAAUAAUAAUAAUAAUAAUAAUAAUAAUAAUAAUAAUAAUAUUGUUAACGGGACUCAACAACCAAUUUGCAAACCUUUGUUUCCUGAAAAUGACGUCAUGAAGAUGAUCAAUUUUAUAAAACAGGAAAAUUAUGCUCCUACAAUGAUUAAUUCAGCCAGCUUCAGUCAUGAAAAUAAUAAUAAACAAGGGUUUGUACGGGAAACUCAACCGUCAUUGAAUAAAUUAAUUGAAAUGGGCUAUCCAAAUCAGCAUUGCCCUUAUCCUUUAGAUCAUUUACAUUCACAAUUUCAAUUCAAUCAAAGUAGAUGCUCAUCAACUACAACACUAUAUAAAGAACCAACUGUUCGUAAUGAAGAAAAUCCUGUUUAUUCUGAAGCUGAUAAUAAAUCAAGCAUUCAAGAGGAUCCAUCAUCAAUGGAUAAGAACAGCAAUUGUAAAAGCGAAAAGUUCGCAUGUGAACAUUGUGAAAAGAAAUUCAAGACAAAGUCUUAUUUGAAUGAACAUGUGAAAGUUAUUCAUGAAGGUAUUUUAAUUCAAUGUGAUGAAUGUGGCGAUGGAUUCAAGUCUACUAGUUCACUUAAAAAUCAUAUAAAUUUAGUGCACAAAGGUUUGGGAUUUCAAUGUCAUUAUUGUAAUAAAGUGUUUACACAGAGACAUACCUUAAUAAUACAUGAAGAAUGUGUUCAUAAAGGUAUCAAAAUAUCAUGUAAUCAUUGUAGCAAAAAAUUUGCAUCUCGAUGGUAUUUAAAAGAACACAUCACAAUCGUCCAUGAAGGUAAUUUACUAAAGUGUGAACUUUGUGGUCGGUCAUUCAAUUCACAUUGUGCAUUACGUUAUCAUUCUAAUAUUGUUCAUAAAGAUCAUAAAUUCCAAUGUCCACAUUGUCCCAAGACUUUUCGUUUGAAAAAAUACUUAGAAGGUCAUGUAAAACGAGUUCAUGCUAAUUUGGGUAAAGGAAAUACGCAAACAGUUUAA
Schistosoma guineensis is the source of this 1251-nucleotide messenger RNA. NCBI's taxonomy places the organism in Eukaryota, Metazoa, Platyhelminthes, Trematoda, Strigeidida, Schistosomatidae. The record is from the annotation of a GenBank genome assembly.